Messenger RNA from Thermothelomyces thermophilus ATCC 42464, 1464 nucleotides. RefSeq lists its product as uncharacterized. NCBI's taxonomy places the organism in Eukaryota, Fungi, Ascomycota, Sordariomycetes, Sordariales, Chaetomiaceae. The transcript has a single exon. Gene Ontology annotation, molecular function: 4 iron, 4 sulfur cluster binding; ATP-dependent FeS chaperone activity; ATP binding. The record is from RefSeq and is a predicted model, not a curated record. Gene Ontology annotation, cellular component: cytosol. Gene Ontology annotation, biological process: iron-sulfur cluster assembly. Bases 164 to 1192 code for a protein of 342 amino acids.
CAAGCGCCGACCCCACGUCCCAGGUGAUAAGAUAAGCCCCACCACAAAACUCCCGCGCCAUUGGGGUGGGAACGAGGGGCGAUUUCUAAGCCAAAGACCAGCUUCCAUUAUUCUCCCAUCACGAUAUUUCGCCCCUUUAUUGCAACGCAUCGCCGAGCUCACAAUGGCGCCGUCGCUAGAAGCGCCAGAGCCUGUAGAGGACGUCCUCGCAAACCCCCUCAAACAAAAGCCGCAGCUCGUCGCCCCCGAGCCGGAACACUGCCCAGGCCCCGAAUCCGAACAGGCAGGCACUGCCGACUCAUGCGCCGGCUGCCCGAACCAAGCAAUAUGCGCCUCGGCGCCUAAGGGGCCGGACCCGGACAUCCCCCUCAUCACGGCGCGCCUCGCAGGCGUCAGGCACAAGAUCCUCGUGCUCAGCGGCAAGGGCGGGGUGGGCAAGAGCACGCUGACCACGCAGCUGGCACAGGCGUUCGCCACCAACGAGGACAACACGGUCGGCAUCAUGGACACGGACAUCUGCGGGCCCAGCAUCCCCAAGAUGCUCGGGGUCGAGGCCGAGACGAUCCACGUCAGCUCGUCCGGGUGGUCGCCCGUCUGGGCCGAGGACAACCUGGCCGUCAUGUCCAUCCAGUUCAUGCUGCCGAACCGCGACGACGCCAUCAUCUGGCGGGGGCCGAAGAAGAACGGGCUGAUCAAGAAGUUCCUGAAGGACGUCGAGUGGGGGGAGCUGGACUUCCUGCUGGUCGACACGCCCCCGGGGACGAGCGACGAGCAUCUGAGCGUCAACACGUUCCUCAAGGAGAGCGGCAUCGAGGGCGCGGUCUUGGUGACGACGCCGCAGGAGGUGUCGCUCUUGGAUGUGCGCAAGGAGAUUGACUUUUGCCGCAAGGCGGGCAUCAGGAUAUUGGGUCUGGUCGAGAACAUGUCGCUGUUUGUGUGUCCCAACUGCACGCAUGCGACCGAGAUCUUCCGGGCGACGACGGGCGGGGGCAGGGCGCUGGCGGCCGAGAUGGGGAUACCCUUCUUGGGCGCGGUGCCGCUGGACCCGAGGCUGGGCAUGUCAUGCGACGAUGGCAAGAACUUCUUCGACUGGUACCCGACCAGUCCCGCGUGUAUCGCGCUGAAGCAGGUGGUCAGAGCGCUGGCGGAGCAGCUUGGGUUGGACCCCAAGGAGGUCAUGCCGGAAGAAUAGAUUCGAGAUAUCCUCAACAGCCCCAUAUAGAAGAAGAUAGGCGCCUAGGAAGGAAAUAUCAUGAUUCGUAAUGCCAACACCCCACCCCACCCAUUUCUCUCCUCUCCUCGUUCCCACCCCCGGAUUUUCGUCCCUCUUCCCUCCCCAUCCCGAAGUGCGGUUCAAGCAGAGGCCAACUUGCUAGGCACCUCUUCCAGCUCCUCCGCACUCUCCAGAUCAAUGAUGCGCGUAACCUCGCUCGUGUUCCUCAUCAGCUCCUUGGCGCCGGCGUA